Messenger RNA from Choloepus didactylus (southern two-toed sloth), 2187 nucleotides. It is a transcript of the gene SLC6A16, whose product is annotated as solute carrier family 6 member 16. The transcript has 11 exons. Gene Ontology annotation, cellular component: membrane. Lineage: Eukaryota; Metazoa; Chordata; Mammalia; Pilosa; Megalonychidae. Gene Ontology annotation, biological process: sodium ion transmembrane transport. The record is from RefSeq and is a predicted model, not a curated record. Bases 1 to 2187 code for a protein of 728 amino acids.
AUGAAGACUGAGGUCCAGGCUUCAAAAUCCUUCCUGACGAAAGUUUCAUCUUCUGAGACAAGGCUUUCUGAGAAUGUCUCGGAAAUCCAGUCUUGGGAGUACAGGGGCCCAAAGACCUGGUCUACAACGGCCUUGGUUUCAGAGGCCAGGGCUGCGCAAGCUGAGGCCUGGGAGACCCAGGCUUGGGAGGCUCAAUCCAGGACCAACCAACCUAGGCGGACCUCUGUGUUAGAGGCAGAUGGUGCAUCAGACAAGGGCAAGGAACCUUCAGCUGAGAAGCUGCAGGUGACAGAGAAGGAGCAGGAUGAGGUCCUUCCCACCCGUCCAUUCUGGUCUAACAAGAUUGACUACAUCCUGGCCCAGGUGGGCUACUCCUUGAGACCGUUCACCCUCUGGCACAUACCCCAUCUGUGGCUUCAUGACGGAGGUAGCAGUUUUCUCAUCAUCUACAUCCUCAUGCUGUUCUUGAUUGGGAUUCCUCUCCUCUUCCUGGAGAUGGCAGUUGGUCAGGGGCUGCGUCAGGGCAGCCUCGGUGUAUGGAAGGUCUUCAGCCCCUGGCUUGGUGGUGUGGGUUAUGCCAGCUUCAUGGUGUGUGUCACUGUGGGCUUGUACUUCAAUGUGGCCAAUUCCUGGAGCCUCUUCUACUUGGGUGAAUCCUUCCAGUUUCCUCUUCCCUGGGAGAGAUGUCCCUUACUGAAGAACUCCAGUGGUUUUGAUGCUGAAUGUUUACGAACAACACCCUCCGUGUACUUCUGGUACCGCCUGACCUUGGAGGCCUCAGACAAAAUUGAUGAUGGUGGGCCACCAGUCUUCCAUCUGAACCUGUCCCUCCUUUUGUCCUGGUUUCUUGUUGUUAGCAUCAUGAUCAGCGGGCUCAAGAGCAUUGGGAAGGCAAUGUACAUCUUGGUGGUGUCCCUCUAUUUCAUCAUCUUCGGUUUCCUCAUCCGGAGUCUCCUGCUGGACGGGGCAUUAUUUGGCCUUCAACAUUUGGUGUUUUCCAAGAUAUCGGCUCUGUAUUCCAUAAAAGUGUGGCACCAAGCAGGGAUCCAAGUUUUGUUUGCCCUGGGCCUAGGCUUUGGCACCAUCGCCUCCUUCUCGUCGUACAUGCCUCAGUCCAACAACUGUCUCAACGACGCCUUUGUUAUGGCCGUGGCCAACCUGGGCUCCAUGAUGCUUGCCACACCAGCGAUCUUCUCUCUGAUGGGCUUCUGGGUCACAGUCAUCAUACACCGCUGCAACGAGAAGAAUGCUGAGAUACUCAUAAAGCUUGUAGCCCAGGGAGAACUGCCUCCUGAGGCCCGGCCCCCUGUAAGCCUGCAUGAUAACCCGACAGUGAUCUUCACCACCUGGCUCAACGGCCUUCCGCAGACCAUCAAGAGCAUGGUCCUCAGCAAGGUGACUGAGUGCGAUAUAGAGAAAGAGAUUUUGAAGGUCAGUAAAGGUCCAAGCUUUGCCUUCCUGGCCUUCACUGAAGCCCUGGCACUAAUUCCUGGGUCAGAUGUAUGGUCCAUCAUCUUCUUCCUGUUGCUGGUGAUCCUGGGGCUGAGCACCAUGGUAGGGAUCAUGCAGGGCAUCAUCACCCCACUCCAGGACACCUUCCCCUCCCUCCGGAAACACACCAAGCUGCUGACAGUGUGUGUCUCUUUGUUCCUGUACCUGGGCAACCUCUUCUUCAUUCGGCCUUCGGGUAUCUACUUCAUAAAACUGCUGAAUGACUACUGGACUGUUCUACCCAUCGUUGUCAUCAUCAUUUUUGAAAACGCGGCCGUGGCCUGGGCCUAUGGGGCCAGGAGGUUCCUUAGAGACCUGAAAAUAAUGUUGGGCUGCCCCAUCUCACCCUUCUAUCGUUGGCUGUGGUGCUAUCUGUCUCCAUUUGUGCUGCUAGUCCUGUUUGUGACCAGCCUGAUUCACUUGUGUCUGAACACCAUCACCUACGUGGCCUGGGACUCAAGCACUUCAAAAGAGGUGAUUCAGCAAUACCCACCAUGGACGCUGCUCUUGAUCGCCCUCCUUUUUGUCAUUGUCAUCCUACCCAUCCCCACGUACUGUAUAUACUACUACAUCCAUGGGGGCCCUGUCAGCCCCACGACCUGGGAUGGGUCUAUAUUAUUCAUAAGCAAUCAGGUAAUACCCAGUACAGAGGCCCAAAACAAGGAAAUCUUACUAGAUGAUAAAACAAAUUGCUGA